CCGAUAGUACAACUAUGGAAUUAAAUUUGACAAUUUGUGCAUUUUGUGUAUUGACCUUUUCGGUGACGGUACUAAACGGUUUUCCAAAUGGCGCGCCAGCGGAUGCGUGCGUGAAGAAACGCGUGAAUCAGCCCCAUCAUGGUGAAGCACGCUCACAGCCUUUACAUACAAAUCCUUUUGAAGUGGUAGCCAGCGCACAAUACUAUCAUCCUGGACAGGAAAUUUCUGUUGUAAUUUAUCCUCGUGAUCAGAAUAAACUUUUUCGCGGUUUCCUCAUACAGGGCCGUGAUGUGGAAUCAAAUGAAUGGAUUGGUGAAUUUAUACAAAGCGAAAAUACAAAUUCCAUUCCAGAGUGCUCAGCUAUAACACAUUCAGAUAAUCGAGACAAAUUGGGUGCUAAAUUCAUAUGGAAAGCUCCGCAACAUAAACGUGGUCGGGUUUACUUCACGUAA
Teleopsis dalmanni is the source of this 452-nucleotide messenger RNA. Its product is annotated as putative defense protein 3. Bases 15 to 452 code for a protein of 145 amino acids. The record is from RefSeq and is a predicted model, not a curated record. The transcript is spliced from 3 exons. Lineage: Eukaryota; Metazoa; Arthropoda; Insecta; Diptera; Diopsidae. Gene Ontology annotation, molecular function: oxidoreductase activity, acting on metal ions.